AUGACGCGUAAACCCGGCAAAGUCGUGGUUAUUCCCUCUACACGUGCCAUCUGGCCCGGAAACGGCGGUUACAUCACCCAGUAUGACGAUGACACCACAUCCAAUAUUUUGAUGGAGGCCAGGCUCUUCAUCAGCAAUACCGCCCCGCCUCAUCACGCCUCAGCUCCUUUGGUGGGACUCGAACCGUAA
Molecule: messenger RNA, 189 nt
Organism: Protopolystoma xenopodis
Lineage: Eukaryota; Metazoa; Platyhelminthes; Monogenea; Polystomatidea; Polystomatidae
Source: the annotation of a GenBank genome assembly